This is a messenger RNA of Helianthus annuus (common sunflower), 1487 nucleotides long. Its product is annotated as oleoyl-acyl carrier protein thioesterase, chloroplastic. Gene Ontology annotation, biological process: fatty acid biosynthetic process. The record is from RefSeq and is a predicted model, not a curated record. Lineage: Eukaryota; Viridiplantae; Streptophyta; Magnoliopsida; Asterales; Asteraceae. Bases 173 to 1270 code for a protein of 365 amino acids. The transcript has 7 exons. Gene Ontology annotation, molecular function: acyl carrier activity; fatty acyl-[ACP] hydrolase activity.
ACUUCAUGGCAAAAACGUGAAUAACUGCAACUCCAGUGUCAAUCUCCUGCAAGCAACAUCUGCCUCGUGCAUAUCGACACUCCACACUAUACAUAACCCACUCCGUACCCUCACCAAAACCUUCACACCUAACCUUUUCCGGCGACUCCACGGCGGCGAUACACCGAUCACUAUGCUCUCCAGAGGUGUUCCGACCGCCACCGCCACCGCCUACAAUGACGUAAUCAAAGAAACCGCUCGUUCCGUCACCAAUUCCCGAUCUAUCGAUUCCGUUUCAAUUCGACGAAGAAACAACGGUUUUGUGUCCAAUUCGUUGUGCCGGAGAGUUGCGCCGGUAAUGGCGGUGAAGGUUGAUGAGCAGCGGACCGGAGUCGCGGUCGAUGUUACGGAGAAACGGCUCGCGGACCGGUUGCGGAUGGGGAGCUUGACGGAAGACGGAUUGUCGUAUAAGGAGAGGUUUAUUAUUAGGUGUUAUGAGGUCGGGAUUAAUAAGACGGCGACUGUUGAGACGAUUGCGAAUCUGUUGCAGGAGGUAGGAGGAAAUCAUGCUCAGAGUGUCGGAUUUUCAACGGAUGGAUUUGCAACUACAACCACCAUGAGAAAGUUGAAUCUCAUAUGGGUCACUUCACGAAUGCACAUUGAAAUUUACAGAUAUCCUGCUUGGAGUGAUGUGGUUGAAAUUGAGACUUGGUGUCAAGGUGAAGGGAGAAUCGGGACUAGACGUGAUUGGAUUAUCAAAGAUCAUGCCAAUGGUGAGGUCAUUGGAAGGGCUACAAGCAAGUGGGUGAUGAUGAACUCAGAAACUAGAAGACUCCAGAAAGUCAAUGACGAUAUAAGAGAUGAAUAUUUAAUAUUUUGUCCCAAGACACUGAGAUUAGCAUUCCCUGAAGAGAACAACAAUAGCCUGAAAAAAAUAGCAAAACUGGAAGAUCCUGCUGAGUGUUCGACACUCGGACUUGUGCCCAGACGAGCGGAUCUUGAUAUGAACAAGCAUGUUAACAAUGUUACCUACAUUGGAUGGGUUCUCGAGAGCAUCCCACAAGAAGUUAUCGACACUCAUGAACUACAAACAAUCACCUUAGAUUACAGGCGUGAAUGCCAGCAUGAUGAUGUAGUCGAUUCCCUCACGAGUUCUGAAUCACCCGCUGUUAACGGUUGUGCUAGUGGUGAAAAUUUAAGCAAGUUUUUGCAUCUACUAAGAUCAUCUGGUGAAGGUCUUGAACUAAACAGAGGUCGGACUGAAUGGAGGAAAAAACCCGCAAAAAAAUAAAAAGCAUAUUAGCAUUUGUCUUUCUGUUUUGUUGCAUCUGUGUUUCGUAUUUAUCCUUUCUGCAUUUCGCCUAUUCUGGGAUAUAGGCUAGUUUCCUGAUUCUUAAAUCAGUGGGAGUGAUUUUUGUAUCUUUUCUUUAUUAUCCUAUGUUGUGUUUGUAUAACCGUAUGAAUCUUUUAUCUAUAAAAUAUUUAAAAAAAAAUAGUUGAAAAUAAUA